AUUAUUUUUGACGACCAUAAGAGGGCCAGUGCCGUACAGUUUGAUAGGUUUUCCCUGUCAUACGUGGUCUACGCGAACCGGGAGAUUAUCGUGAGUGGAGGUGCCAUCAACUCACCCCAACUGCUCAUGCUAUCAGGCAUAGGACCCAAGGAACACCUAAAAUCUUUCGGAAUCCCUGUCGUAGCCGAUCUGCCCGUUGGGCACAAUCUCCAGGACCACAUAUACGCCGGGGGUAUACACUUCAAAGUGGACUCACCCAUCACAUUCAGCCACGAAAGGACUUUUAACGGCCCAAACGUUGCCAAAUAUUUUACGUCGGGAACCGGUCCGCUGACAUCGCUGGGCGGAGUGGAAGGGCUGGCGUUUGUGAAUACCAAAUAUGCCAACGUUUCGGACGACUAUCCCGACUUUGAGAUACAUUUGUCUUCAGCCACCUGUACCACGGAUGACGGCCGGGGUCUCAAACAGUAUGGUGGACUCACAGAUGAGGUAUACAAUCAGGUGUACAAACCGUACGCGACGACCGACUCGUUCAGUUUGGAUCCCGUCCUCCUACGUCCCAAAUCGCGCGGAUACAUACGCCUGCGGACUGUCAACCCGUACGACCACCCGGUGAUCGACCCGAAGUACUUCUCGCACCCGGAGGACAUACACGUAAUGGUGGAGGGCAUGAAGGUGUCCAUAGCCAUCGGCAUAUCGCCGCCGUUUCGCAAGUUUGGCUCCCAGUUGUUUAGGACGGCGUUCCCCGGCUGCGAGUCCUACCCCUUUCUCAGCGACGAAUACCUGGCCUGCGUUGCCCGCUCCUACACGGCCACCAUAUACCACCCCGUGGGCACGUGUAAGAUGGGAGGGGCAUGGGAUCCGACAGCCGUGGUUGACCCGAGGUUAAGGGUGUUGGGCGUCAGGGGGUUAAGAGUGGUGGACGCGUCCAUUAUGCCGUCCAUAGUGUCGGGCAAUACGAACGCACCGACGAUUAUGAUCGCUGAAAGGGCGGCCGAUUUCAUCAAAACUGAGAAAUCCAGUGAUUAUCGGUGCUGCGGAGACCUGCUUAAGGCACUUAUGGGGGCACAGGUAGGUAUCGAUGCAAUCGCAAUCCACCAACAGGUGAGUCAUCCCUUUGUGUGCAUCAAUGCCUAUACCAGUGCUCUCGCGGGCCGAUCAUAG
Messenger RNA from Oppiella nova, 1164 nucleotides. The record is from the annotation of a GenBank genome assembly. NCBI's taxonomy places the organism in Eukaryota, Metazoa, Arthropoda, Arachnida, Sarcoptiformes, Oppiidae.